CUGGGUGACGCCCCCGCGCCUGAGGGGACUCGCCGUCAACUCCCCUCCCCUCCCGUCACUUGUCUGGAACUUGAAGAAGUGGGUAUUCUUCUUCCCACCCCAGGCACUGACUGAGCGGCCCCCCGGGGAUUCCAGGACCUGAGCUCCGGGAGCUGGACUUGCAGCGGCCGCCGGGAAGCGAGAAGGAGACGCCCGCCGGAGGCCCAGCUGCCCGGGGCAACUCAUAUGGCCGCCGCAUGGCCGCCGCUGCUGCUGGCGCUACUGGCGCUGUCCUGGCCACCCCCAGGAACCGGGGACGUCGUCGUGCAGGCGCCCACCCAGGUGCCCGGCUUCUUGGGUGACUCCGUGACGCUGCCCUGCUACCUACAGGUGCCCGGCAUGGAGGAGACUCACGUGUCACAGCUGACUUGGUCGCGGCAUGGUGAAUCCGGCAGCAUGGCCAUCUUCCACCCAACGCAGGGCCCCAGCUAUUCGGAGCCCAAACGGCUGGAAUUCGUGGCCACCAGACUGGGCACAGAGCUGCGGGAUGCCUCGCUGAGGAUGUUCGGGUUGCGCGUCGAGGAUGAAGGCAGCUACACCUGCGUGUUCUUCAUCUUCCCGCAGGGCAAAAGGAGCGUGGAUAUCUGGCUCCGAGUGCUUGCCCAGAACACAGCUGAGGUUCAGAAGGUCCAGCUCACUGGAAAGCUGCCUGUGGGCCGCUGCGUCUACGGGGGUCGCCCGCCGGCCCACAUCACCUGGCACUCAGACCUGGGCGGAAUGCCAAUACAAGCCAGGGCGCCAGGGUUCCUGUCUGGCACAGUCACGUCACCCAGCCUCUGGAUUUUGGUGCCCUCAAGCCAGGUGGACGGCAAGAGUGUGACCUGCAAGGUGGAGCACGAGAGCUUUGAGAAGCCUCAGCUGCUGACUGUGAACCUCACCGUCUACUACCCCCCAGAGGUAUCCAUCUCUGGCUAUGAUAACAACUGGUACCUCAGCCAGAAUGAGGCCACCCUGACCUGCGACGCUCGCAGCAACCCAGAGCCCACAGGCUACAACUGGAGCACGACCAUGGGUCCCCUGCCACCCUUCGCUGUGGCCCAGGGCGCCCAGCUCCUGAUCCGUCCUGUGGACAAACCAAUCAACACAACUUUCAUCUGCAACGUCACCAAUGCCCUAGGAGCUCGCCAGGCAGAACUGACCAUCCAGGUCAAAGAGGGACCUCCCAGUGAGCACUCAGGCAUGUCCAGUAACAUCAUCAUCUUCCUGAUUCUGGGAAUCGUGAUUCUUCUGACCCUCGUGGGGAUCGGGCUUUAUUUCUAUCGGUCCAGAUGUUCCUGUAAGGAGCAUGCCAGCGCCUCGGCUAAUGGGUAUAUCUCCUAUUCAGAUGUGAGCAGAGAGGCCAGCUUUUGCCAGGAUCCACAGACAGAGGGCACAAGGUGACACCGUCGGGACUGAGCAGGGAGAGAGACUGGAGCUGGCAAGGACAUGGGCCUCCGGAGUUGGACCCCGCCCCAAUGGAUGAAGACCCCCUCCAAAGAGACCAGCCUCCCUCCCUGUGCCAGACCUCAAAACGAGGGGGGCAGGUGCAAGUUCAGAGGUCUCCAAGACCACCCUCCGUUCAUUGCUAGAAGGACUCACUAGACUCAGGAAAGCUGUUAGGCUCACAGUUACAGCUUGUUACAGUAAAAAGAUAGGGAUUAAGAUCAGCACAGGGAGGAGGUGCACAGCCCACACUCCAGGAGAGAUGAGGCGCCAGCUACCAGCUGCCGUCUCCCAGUGGAG
This is a messenger RNA of Cercocebus atys (sooty mangabey), 1761 nucleotides long. RefSeq names its product poliovirus receptor homolog. NCBI's taxonomy places the organism in Eukaryota, Metazoa, Chordata, Mammalia, Primates, Cercopithecidae. Gene Ontology annotation, cellular component: apical junction complex; extracellular exosome; plasma membrane. Gene Ontology annotation, molecular function: cell adhesion molecule binding. Gene Ontology annotation, biological process: regulation of viral entry into host cell; susceptibility to natural killer cell mediated cytotoxicity; homophilic cell-cell adhesion. The record is from RefSeq and is a predicted model, not a curated record.